Molecule: messenger RNA, 821 nt
Organism: Ochlerotatus camptorhynchus
Lineage: Eukaryota; Metazoa; Arthropoda; Insecta; Diptera; Culicidae
Product: ribosomal RNA small subunit methyltransferase NEP1
Exons: 3
Coding region: 85-801 (238 amino acids)
Biological process (GO): rRNA base methylation
Cellular component (GO): small-subunit processome; nucleolus
Molecular function (GO): rRNA (pseudouridine) methyltransferase activity; rRNA binding
Source: RefSeq, a predicted model, not a curated record
CAACGCGGAAUCAACAGUAACUGUUCGCUCUUCAUUUCAAAAACUUGUUGUAAAAAAUCAGUUUUCAACAGUUCUAAAACCAAAAUGAGUAAAAAGCGGAAGCAUGCCGACGAAGAGCAAGGAAGGGAGGCCUACGAUCUACCGGCCAAACAUAUGAACUCCUCUCACAUUAGAUCAAACGAACGCAGACUUGUCGUCAUUCUGGAAGGAGCUCAGUUGGAAACGGUGAAGGUCGGUCAGGUGUUUGAACUGCUCAACUGUGACGAUCACCUAUCCAUUUUGAAGAGAAACAACCGGGAUCCGGGUAGUUGCCGCCCGGAUAUCACCCACCAGUCCCUGCUGAUGCUUAUGGAUUCCCCACUGAAUCGUGCCGGGUUGCUGCAGGUUUAUGUAAAAACGGAGAAAAAUGUACUGAUAGAGAUCAAUCCACAGACGAGAAUUCCGCGAACAUUCAGGCGAUUUGCCGGAUUAAUGGUUCAACUGCUGCACAAAUUCAGUAUAAAGGCCAACGAUUCGUCUAAGAAGCUAAUGCGCGUAAUCAAAAACCCAAUCAGUAAUCAUCUUCCGGUGGGGUGUCGCAAGUAUGCCAUGUCGUUCAGCGCUUCGGAAGUGAAGCAUCCUCGUGAGCUGGUGCCGAAGGUGGACGAACCGGUGGCUCUGGUAGUGGGUUCUUUUGCACACGGUCAACUGAACGUGGAUUAUACCGAAGGAAAUUUUUCCAUUAGCAAUUAUCCACUGUCGGCAGCGCUUGCCUGCACGAAGCUUUGCUCAGCCUUUGAAGAGGCCUGGGGUAUAAUAUAAGCGACUUUUGUUUGUAGUGA